AUGGACUUGCAGUUGAAAGAUAAGCUCUGUGUUGUGACGGGAUCCACGGGAGGAAUUGGUAUGGCGAUUGCCAAGAUGUUGGCCCAGAACGGCGCCGUGGUAAUUGUGAACGGUCGAAGCGAAGAGUCCACCGAAACUGCUGUUCAGAUUAUUUCCAAGCAUAUUGGUGGCAAUGAUGCUGCAUCCCAGCGUGUGUGGGGAGCUUCGGGCGACGUGUCCUCGGCAGACGGUGUGGAAAGCUUCAUCUCCAAGAUCAUGGAGAUUCAAACAUCCAUGAAGCGUGAAGUGGUCGAUGUUCUCAUAAACAACGUGGGCAUGUUUCAUUCUCAAGAUUUUGUCGAUGUUACGGACGAAAAGUGGUCACAGUACUACGAUACGAAUACCAUGUCAGGGGUUCGCUUGAGCCGCCAUUUUUUGCCCCGAAUGAUGAAACGCAACUCAUUUGGUCGUGUCCUCUUUGUUUCGAGUGAAGGGGCCCUGAAACCGCUGCCCAACAUGAUUCCCUACUGCGUUUCCAAGACGUCGCAAUUGUCCUUAUCGCGCGGCCUUGCCGAGCUCACCAAGGGAUCCAACAAUAUCACGGUGAAUGCGCUGCUGCCAGGUCCGACACUCACCCAGGGAGUGAAGGACUACAUGAAAAGUUGGGCGUCGGACAACGGAUUUGGAGACGAUAUCGAGGCCGCGUCGUCCAAGUACUUUGAACAAUUUGAGCCAACAUCCUUGCUGCAACGAUUUCUGGAUCCCGACGAAAUUGCCUUUGCCGCGGUCUUUCUGUGCAGUCCCCGUGCGAGCGGCAUCAAUGGGAUUGCCCAACACGUGGAUGGGGGAAUCGUUCGGCAUAUUUCUUGA
Cylindrotheca closterium is the source of this 849-nucleotide messenger RNA. Lineage: Eukaryota; Bacillariophyta; Bacillariophyceae; Bacillariales; Bacillariaceae. The record is from the annotation of a GenBank genome assembly.